This is a messenger RNA of Linum trigynum, 252 nucleotides long. NCBI's taxonomy places the organism in Eukaryota, Viridiplantae, Streptophyta, Magnoliopsida, Malpighiales, Linaceae. The record is from the annotation of a GenBank genome assembly.
AUGGAGACCACUACUGUUGUUCCAACGACGGCACUCGCCACCACCAUCAUCGUCGCUUCCGCUGCCAAGGAAGAAGGUGUCGUUGACGCAACUCCAUCUUUAUCACGCGUAGAAUUGACAGCCGCCCCCGACGUCAAACCGGCUAUGAAGGAGCUAGCCCUAGCUCCGAAACCAUCGCCUACAUCACCACCGGUCAUCACCGUCCCAACCGUACCAUCAAUCGUACCACCAUCGGAAGAGCUGCCGCCAUAG